AUGCCGACCGUCAAGACGAAGCGCUGCCAGAAGCCAGCGCCCUGCUGGCAGGGCUGCGGCAGAUCGACUUCCAGCACGUGCAGGCGACGGCGCCCAGGCUUUCCCGAGACAUCCUCCAGUGGCAUCAAGCAACAGGACAGAAUCUCUACAACCGCCUGGCGUCGCUGA
Symbiodinium sp. CCMP2456 is the source of this 168-nucleotide messenger RNA. Lineage: Eukaryota; Dinophyceae; Suessiales; Symbiodiniaceae. The record is from the annotation of a GenBank genome assembly.